AAACACUACAAUGAGAAAUCUCUCCCUUCGUCUUCCUCCCCUCCCCUCCAACUUCCUGUAAUGUUUUAAGAGAUGAAAAGUAGCUGGUGGCAGUGGUGACUUUGGUAAUGACUUCUGCUUCAAACAGAGCAUCCAACUUUUCCAACCUAUAAAGAUACAGAACCUCAAGCUUUCGGACUAGUGGAUUCAUGGAUGAGGAAAGAACACACUCCAGGCCUUCGCAAGGGAUGCUCUUCAACUGGGGCAAGUCUGCCAAUUCUAACCUCUUUAGUUUUGGAAGGAGGAGUUGGAUCAUCCCUUCUGAAUCCCAAUCUACCGAAGAGUAUCUUGAAACUAAGAAGAAAGACCAUUUGGCAAGGAAGAAACUAUCUGCAUUUAUUCAUUUGUUUGAGCAUUGUUCAAUGGAACAUAUUGAGGGACAUAGGAAAGGGCAAAAUCCAACAAAUCGAAAUGGAGAAGAUGCUAAUUGUCAGUUUCAAAGAGGUCUAGUUGAUAAUCAGAGUGGGACAGCAUGCAAUGCUACGAUCGGAAAGGAAGGCAAAGAAAAGGUGGUAAAGGAGAACCGAUCUGAGAGAGAGCCCGAAAAGCAAAGGGCCCAACUAUCAGACUGCCCUGUCCCUGACUACAACAUUGGCAGUGCAUCCAGUGAAAACACUGAAGUUUCCCAUGUAGAGGGAGUAAGCAAGUUCUCAAGUACAGCUGGUGGUAACAUUCCAUGGAAGGAAAUUCUGGACCUUGAUUCUUCAGUGUUUCUUAACUGCCGAACUUCAGUGGACUGAAGGAUAAAUGGAGAAACAUGUGAAACUUUCAUGAAGAAAAGAGAGGAAAACAG
Molecule: messenger RNA, 832 nt
Organism: Rubroshorea leprosula
Lineage: Eukaryota; Viridiplantae; Streptophyta; Magnoliopsida; Malvales; Dipterocarpaceae
Source: the annotation of a GenBank genome assembly